AUGAACAUCCGGAAAAUGCUCGAAUCGGCGGCGAAGCAUGAGAACGAUCUGGCCGCCUAUCGUGCAUAUCUAGAGGGCUUCAA
Molecule: messenger RNA, 83 nt
Organism: Mesorhabditis spiculigera
Lineage: Eukaryota; Metazoa; Nematoda; Chromadorea; Rhabditida; Rhabditidae
Source: the annotation of a GenBank genome assembly